Messenger RNA from Harpia harpyja (harpy eagle), 606 nucleotides. It is a transcript of the gene AICDA, whose product is annotated as activation induced cytidine deaminase. Gene Ontology annotation, biological process: DNA cytosine deamination; defense response to virus; negative regulation of single stranded viral RNA replication via double stranded DNA intermediate. Gene Ontology annotation, cellular component: P-body; cytoplasm; nucleus. Lineage: Eukaryota; Metazoa; Chordata; Aves; Accipitriformes; Accipitridae. Gene Ontology annotation, molecular function: RNA binding; cytidine deaminase activity; zinc ion binding. The annotation marks the transcript as partial. The record is from RefSeq and is a predicted model, not a curated record. The transcript has 4 exons.
CUUGUCUUCUCCUGCAGCCUCCUGAUGAAGAGGAAACUCUUCCUCUACAACUUCAAGAACCUGCGCUGGGCCAAGGGCCGGCGUGAAACCUACCUCUGCUAUGUUGUAAAGCGCCGUGACAGCGCUACAUCGUGCUCCCUGGACUUCGGAUACCUGCGCAAUAAGAUGGGCUGUCACGUGGAGGUGCUCUUCCUGCGCUACAUCUCAGCCUGGGACCUGGACCCGGGCCGCUGCUACCGUAUCACCUGGUUCACCUCCUGGAGCCCCUGCUACGACUGCGCCCGGCACGUGGCCGACUUUCUGCGCGCCUACCCCAACCUGACCCUCCGCAUCUUCACCGCCCGCCUCUACUUCUGUGAGGACCGCAAGGCAGAGCCGGAGGGGCUGAGGCGCCUGCACAGGGCCGGGGCCCAAAUUGCCAUCAUGACCUUCAAAGAUUACUUCUACUGCUGGAACACGUUUGUGGAGAACAGGGAAAAGACAUUCAAAGCCUGGGAAGGGCUGCAUGAAAACGCUGUCCAUCUGUCCAGGAAACUUCGACGGAUCCUCCUGCCGCUGUACGAAGUAGAUGAUUUACGAGAUGCCUUUAAAACUCUGGGACUUUGA